AAGAAGGAAUUGAGUAAAGGAAAAGAAUAAAUUAAUUUUUUAUGUGUUACGACACGCCUAACAAAUUUUGGCGCCGUUGCCGGGGAAAGAUAAUUUUUUAAAUGAGAAUUGGUUUGCUUAUUGUUAAAAAAACACUUAAAAAAAGUCUUUCUUAUUAUGUUGGUUAUUAUAGCUUAAAAAGUCAGUUUUUUUAAAAGUCUAACUAACUGAUUUUUGCAUGCGCUUGAGGAGUGGAAGAGUAAUUGGUGAUAUAGAGGUAAACGGUAGCAACUUUGAGGCAAGUGUGUCUGAACCCAAAUCUUUUAAUAGCGAGUUUGUUGCUGAAUCUGAGGAUAGACCUGCCAAUUUGCUUGCUGUUGAUUUGUUUGAUUCUUGUUCUGAUAGCAUCUUUGAUAAUCUUUUCGAAAUAAAUUCUGAACCAAAGAUGACAACUUUAAGAGAAUUGGCAGCCCCUAACCUAAAUGUUCAACCGCUUUCCAUCACAUAUGCUGAGCUAGAGAAACCUUUAAAACUGAAUUCUGGCUUCAUAAAUUUACUUCCAAAAUUCCAUGGUCUUCCUGGAGAGGAUCCCUUUAGGCACAUCUCUGAAUUUUUGAUUACUUGCGGUGCUAUGGUGCCUGAAGGGGUUGCUCAAGACCAAAUUAGGUUGAGGGCUUUCCCGUUUUCUUUAGUUGAUAAGGCAAAGGACUGGUUGUACUACAUGCCAGCCGGUUCUUUCACUACUUGGAAUGCUCUACACAAAGCAUUUUUAGAAAAAUAUUUUCCAGCUUCUAGGAUAGGUUCAAUUAGGAAAGAAAUAUGUGGGAUUAAACAAAUGAUUGGGGAGAAUUUUUCUGAAUAUUGGGAAAGAUUUAACAAACUUUGUGCCUCCUGUCCUCAACACCAGAUUUCUGAACAACUUUUAAUCCAAUAUUUUUAUGAAGGGUUACUUCCUACUGAGAGGGGCAACGUGGAUGCUGCCAGUGGGGGUGCCUUGGUUAAUAAAACACCUGAACAAGCUAGGAAAUUAUUUAAUUUGAUUGCUCAGAACACCCAACAGUUUGGUACUAGGGAAACAUUAGUGAAGAAAGUGAAUGAAAUUGGUAAUUCUUCUAUUGAAAACAAACUUACUGAACUUACCAAUGCCAUUUCACAACUUACAACUGUCGGAGGGGUUAAGGGAAAACCUUGUGGGGUUUGUUGCUUGGAAGGACACCCUACUGAUGCUUGUCCGACUUUGCAACACCCCGAGGUAAAUGCUAAUCAAAGAAAAUACGAUCCUUUUUCUAAUUCUUACAAUGAGGGAUGGAGAGACCACCCUAACCUUAGGUAUGGUAAUGGGCAGAACUACCAGGCUCCUAGGGGUAAUUUUCAGAAUUUUAACAAUCCAUCACAACAGCCCUCUUUUGAUAAAAACACUCAACUUUUAGAACAGAUUCUUAAGAAAAUGGAUGACAAAUUCUCCGGUUUUGACCAAACUCUUAAGCAAAUGCAAGAAAAACAAUCUGCCACUGAAGUUACAGUGAGUAAUUUGCAAGCCCAACUUAACAAUAGGUUUCCUUCUCAACCAUUUUUGAACCCUAAAGAGAAUUUGAGUGCAAUUGAGCUUCGAAAUAAGAAAAAACUGCAGGAACCUAGUUUUGUCAGUAGGGAAGAAAGGGAGAAAGAACUUCAUCCAAAUCAAGUUUCUUUUGAAAAUAAUAAUGCUGAUUUUGUUGAAAAUGAAAUCACUCAGGUUGAAAAACAGAAAGGAAUUGAUUUUCAAAAUAGAAUCAAUGAGUUUAAAAAUCAAAAAGCCCCUUUUCCCAGUAAGUUUCUAAGUCAACAACCUAAGGCGAAGGAGUUAGAUCAAGAGAUGUUAGAAACUUUUAAAAAAGUGGAAAUAAACCUCCCUCUUUUAGAAGCAAUCAGACAAGUUCCCAAAUAUGCUAAAUUUCUUAAAGAACUUUGUACUCAUAAAAAUAAGCUUUCUGGGACUGAAAAGGUGUUGAUGAGUGAGAAUAUUAGUGCUGUUUUUCAGAAUAAAUUACCCCAAAAGUGUAAGGAUCCUGGAGUUUUUACUGUUCCGUGUCAGAUAGGGAGUCUAAAAUUUGACAAGGCAAUGUUAGACUUAGGUUCUUCAAUAAAUGUGAUGCCCAAGGACAUUUUUGAACAACUCCACAUUGGAGACCUAAAAAGAACAGGGGUAGUGAUCCAACUAGCAGAUAGGAGCCACACCUACCCUGAGGGGAUCUUAGAGGAUGUUUUGCAAUGAAACACCCUCAUGACGAAAAUCAAGUCUUUGCUAUGGAUGUAAUUGAUAAAAUCACUGAAGAAGUUUUCAGUAAAUCAAAUGACGAUGCUCUGUACACUGUUUUAACUGAAAGUUUAGACCCUUUUGAGAUUGAAAAAUUAAAUUUUUCACUUCCCGAUGAUGUUUGCUUUUAUGCUGAAAAUUUGUCUUCUGUGGAAGAGGUUAAAACUGUUUUAAAACUGAAUUUGGAAAUCCCUAAGACAAAACCACUUCCUUCUUUGAUUUAUCCACCUGAAAUUGAACUUAAAGAGUUGCCUCUUCAUCUUAAAUAUGCUUUUUUGGGUGAAAAUGGAACACUUCCUGUGAUCAUAUCAAAUCUUUUAACUGAACCACAAGAAUUAAUGUUAUUGAGAGUUUUAAAGGAACACAGUGAGGCCAUAGGCUGGACUUUAGCAGACAUUAAGGGUCUUGACCCAACUUUGUGUAGUCAUAGGAUAAGUCUAGAACCUGAUGCGAAACCAAGAGUUGAAAAUCAAAGAAGACU
This is a messenger RNA of Cuscuta campestris, 2756 nucleotides long. NCBI's taxonomy places the organism in Eukaryota, Viridiplantae, Streptophyta, Magnoliopsida, Solanales, Convolvulaceae. The record is from the annotation of a GenBank genome assembly.